Messenger RNA from Amblyraja radiata (thorny skate), 1751 nucleotides. It is a transcript of the gene coro2ba, whose product is annotated as coronin, actin binding protein, 2Ba. The transcript is spliced from 11 exons. The coding region runs from base 1 to 1425 and encodes 474 amino acids. NCBI's taxonomy places the organism in Eukaryota, Metazoa, Chordata, Chondrichthyes, Rajiformes, Rajidae. The record is from RefSeq and is a predicted model, not a curated record. Gene Ontology annotation, molecular function: actin filament binding.
AUGUCAUGGCGUCCGCAGUACCGUAGCUCCAAGUUCCGGAACGUUUACGGCAAGGCGGCCAGCCGGGAGCACUGCUUCGACGGCAUCUCCAUCACCAAGAACGUCCACGACAACCACUUCUGUGCCAUCAACCCCAGGUUUCUGGCCAUCGUCACCGAGUCUGCCGGUGGAGGCACCUUUGUGGUCAUCCCACUGGACCAGAUAGGACGGAUCGAUCCACUUUACCCCAAAGUCUGUGGUCACCAAGGAAACGUGCUGGACAUUAAAUGGAACCCCUUUGUGGACAACAUUGUAGCUUCCUGUUCCGAAGACGCAUCUGUGAGACUGUGGGAGAUCCCGGAUGGCGGUCUGAAGAGGAACAUGUCCGAGGCGGUCCUGGAGUUGUACGGACACAGUCGGCGCGUUGGUCUCAUCGAGUGGCACCCCACGACCAACAACAUCUUAUUCAGCGCCGGUUACGACUAUAAGAUACUAAUCUGGAACCUGGACAGCGGUGAGCCGGUGAAGAUGAUCGACUGCCACACCGACGUGGUCCUCUGCAUGUCCUUCAACACCGAUGGCAGCCUCUUCGCCACCACCUGCAAGGACAAGAAGCUGAGGGUCAUCGAGCCAAGAUCUGGGAAAGUGCUACAAGAAGCCAGCUGCAAGAGUCACAAAGUCAACCGUGUUGUGAUCCUGGGGAACUCGAAGAGGUUGCUGACUACAGGAGUGUCCCGGUGGAACACCAGGCAGAUCGCCCUCUGGGAUCAGGAAGACUUAUCGAUGCCAAUUAAAGAAGAAGAAAUCGAUGGGCUCUCGGGGCUCCUGUUCCCUUUCUACGAUGGUGACACACACAUGCUGUACUUAGCUGGAAAGGGUGAUGGGAAUAUCCGAUACUAUGAAAUUAGCACUGAGAAGCCAUAUCUCCACUACUUGAUGGAAUAUCGCUCACCAGCUCCACAGAAGGGGAUGGGUGUGAUGCCAAAACACGGGCUGGACGUGUCCAUGUGUGAGGUGUUUCGGUUCUACAAGGUGGUUACACUGAAAGGAGUGAUCGAGCCAAUAUCAAUGAUCGUGCCACGAAGGUCUGAAACGUACCAAGAAGAUAUCUACCCGAUGACACCCGGGACAGAGCCUGCACUGACGGCAGACGAGUGGCUCAGCGGCAUGAACAGAGAUCCGAUUCUAAUGUCUUUGAAGGAAGGUUACAAGUCCACAAAUGUCGCCUUCAAGCCGCCAAAAAAGGAUAAGAAAAGUGUGGUGGUGAAUGGAAUCGAUCUAUUGGAAAACAUACCACCUCGAACAGAGAAUGAGCUUCUGCGAAUGUUCUUCCGACAGCAAGAGGAGAUCCGGAGGUUGAAGGAGCAGCUGAUGCAGAAGGACGUGCGGAUACACCAACUGGAACUGGAGCUGAAGAAUCUGCAGAACGUGCCGAAGAGCACCUGACCUCUGGCUCCCAGCCGCCCUCAACUCAACCCUCCGGCAUGUCACCGACUUAUCAGCAACGGUUAUACGCAGAUUGUAAGAAUGCUAUAGGACCUUUGAAACCCGCCCAACCUGCCCCACCAUCCCGAGACGAGAGGUAAACUGGAAACCACGUCCGUUUGUCCGAACUGUUUAGCCAUAUGCACAACUAACAGCAGGUAUCUGGAGAGCUAAACACCGUCUAUACAGAUCGCGGCAUCUUUGGCAGGCUAGAGACGCUUCCGCUUGAACAAGUGCUGCAUGCUAAUGAAUUUUAACCUUGUUUUACAAUUAAAUACUCCAAGGUG